AUGUCCCUCCUGCGGCUCGCCUUCAUACGGCAGCCCCCGCAAACGAUACGAAUCCUCCCCACGCUCCGCCAAUGCGCUCUCCGCCCAACCCUCCGGAAAUCUCUUCAGAACCAGCAAUGUAGCCUGAGACGGCCCUUUGCCUCCGUACCACCACCACCGCCGCCGCCGACCACCGGUCCCCGGGCCACCGUCAACACACCACCGAACCCGACCUCGGCCGGCGCCGGAGGCUCUGCCGGUCAGGCCGGAAACCCGCAACUGCCUGAGCGACUUCUCAUCUACCACGCCGGCACCGGCCGGACGGCCUUCCUGGCCUUUUGGAAGAUCACCACCGUCUUCUCAUGCGUCUUCUUCUGCUUCGUAGCUGCCCCUAGCUACGUCCGCGCAGAAGACAAGACGCUCACCGAGGCAGCGGGAUUGGCCGCCUGCGGCAUAAUCCCCUUCCUCUUCAUAUCCUACACCUCAGCCCCCUUCGUAACCUUCAUCUACCUCCGCCUCCCCCCUUACGCGCGCCAAUCCCGCGCCCUCCUAGAACGCUACGUCCGGACCCUCCCGCCCACGGCCCAGCUCGAGAUCGGUACAAUGGGCCUCGUCACCCGUCCCCGGCUCACGGCCGUCACGGCCGCCGAGCUCCGCCCCGUGGCCGCGGACAGCGGCCCCUUGGCUACGCGCCUCGGCAUCGUCACGCAUACCAAGGACGUCUCGGCGCUGAUGGCGAAGCGGAGGUGGUAUCACUAUCGCCCUGUUGGCCAGUUUGGUAUCAAUACGGGCGUUGAGGCCAGCGGAAAGAAGAGCGGCGGUAGCAGUGGUCGCGGCGGCAAGGGUGCUAGUCACGGCGUCAAGGAUGGAUGGGUGUGGAAUAUUGUGCGCGAGUCGCUGGGUAAGCGCAAGUGA
This is a messenger RNA of Colletotrichum phormii, 894 nucleotides long. RefSeq lists its product as uncharacterized. The coding region runs from base 1 to 894 and encodes 297 amino acids. The transcript is spliced from 3 exons. The record is from RefSeq and is a predicted model, not a curated record. NCBI's taxonomy places the organism in Eukaryota, Fungi, Ascomycota, Sordariomycetes, Glomerellales, Glomerellaceae.